CCCUCUCUCGGAACUCGAUGGUUGCGGCCUUGCUUGGAGUCUCCGGUCCCGGAGCCUGAGGGGAAGCGGGAAGGGGAAAAGGAAAGAGGAGAAGGAAAUGAGCUGCAAUGUCUGAGGGCUGCCAGGGGAGCUCCUUGGCCUUUGGCCAAGUGGUCAUCGGGCCACCAGGCUCUGGGAAGACCACCUACUGCCUGGGAAUGCAGGAAUUCCUGGGCAGGAUCGGGAGGAAGGUGACAGUGGUGAACCUGGACCCUGCCAACGAGGUUGUCCCCUACCCCUGCUCCCUGGACAUCUCAGAGCUCAUCACUCUGCCUGAUGUGAUGGAGAACCUCAAGCUGGGGCCCAACGGGGGUUUGCUCUACUGCAUGGAGUACCUGGAGGCCAACUCUGACUGGCUGCACCAGAAACUGGCAGCUUCCAAGGGCCACUACUAUUUGUUUGACUGCCCGGGGCAGGUGGAGCUCUACACCCACCACAAUGCCCUGAAGAAUGUUUUCUCCCAGUUGGCCAAAUGGAAUUUCAGGCUGGCUGCUGUCCACCUGGUGGAUUCUCACUACUGCACAGAUCCUGGGAAGUUCAUCUCUGUCCUCUGCACCUCCCUCUCCACCAUGCUGCACGUGGAGCUUCCCCACGUCAACGUCCUCUCCAAGAUGGAUCUGCUGGAGCAGUACGGGAAGCUGGCUUUCAACCUGGAUUAUUACACAGAAGUCCUGGACCUCUCUUACUUGGUUGAGCAUUUGGCUUCUGAUCCUUUCUUCAGGAAUUACCGGCGCCUCAACGAGAAGUUGGUGGAGGUGAUAGAGGAUUACAGCCUGGUGUCCUUUGUCCCCCUCAAUGUCCAGGACAAGGAGAGCAUGAGGCAGGUGAUGCAGGCAGUGGACAAAGCCAAUGGCUAUUCCUUUGGAGACCAGGAGCACAGGAGCCUGGAAGCUCUGAUGUCAGCAGCAGUGGGAGCUGAUUUCCACUUCACUUCCACGCUGGCAGUGCAGGAGAGGUAUGUGCAAUCUCAGGACAAAACCGUGGAAGAAGAAGCCAUGGAGCUGUGACACACCCAGCGCUGCCGCAGCUCCCGGCGCCUUUCACACCUCUCCCUUUUCCUGCCAGGAGCUCGAAGGGAUCUCUGCAUCCCAUGACUCAGACCAAGUGAAAGCCUUUCCAGGCUCCUGGGCUGCCUCUUGGUACAGCUGUGACCCCUGGCUGGGCAGAGCAGUGGUUGGGCAGGAUGGGUGCAAGGAGAGUUGGGGUCAUUAGAACGAGCAAGGCUGAGCCAGGGUUUGCCAUGGUUAGCAAAAAGAGAGGCAGGGUAAAGGAGUUUUGCCAAGGUUCCUCCUCCCCAUCACGACCAAGAUAAAUCCAGAAAAAGAGGAAUCAGCUGGAACUGCCUCUUCUGCAGCCAGACUUGAGGCAGAAGUUUGGGGUUUGCUGCCUUGGAGGAGCCCGCUUGGACCUCGAGCUCAGAGGAGCUGAGGAGCUUCCCUGUGCUAAGCAGGACAGAAAGGUGGUUGGCUUUCUGGUUUUUUGUUUGUUUUUUUGAAAUAAUGAUGGACUCUUUCUUAAUAAAACACUCCUUGGUCUGGC
Calypte anna (Anna's hummingbird) is the source of this 1578-nucleotide messenger RNA. RefSeq names its product GPN-loop GTPase 2 (gene GPN2). Gene Ontology annotation, molecular function: GTPase activity. Gene Ontology annotation, cellular component: cytoplasm. The transcript has 6 exons. The record is from RefSeq and is a predicted model, not a curated record. Lineage: Eukaryota; Metazoa; Chordata; Aves; Apodiformes; Trochilidae. Bases 108 to 1046 code for a protein of 312 amino acids.